AACCCUGAUGCCCCACCUCCUCUGCCUUGACUUUCUGGCAACUCCAACCAGCAGCCUCGCGUCCGCUGGCCCCCGCCCUCCUAACGUCACGGCCACUAGGUACAGUGCCCCCUAGGGGCCUCUGUUCCUCCCACGAGGAAGAGCCUGGUCUUUCCUGCUGCUGGCCCGUUACAGUGUAGCCUGGCUCUCUGGUUCCUGCCUCGCCAACCCCAGGAGGAACUUGCUGCCGCAUCUCGGUGCCUCGGGAGGACCAGUCGCCCCGCGCUCCGCAGCAGCAUGAGCGCCCGCCUGCCUCUCCUACUGCGCCAGCUCAACAGCCAGCAGCUGCCCCCGGGCCCGGCACGUCGGCUCCGUGAGUUGUGUCGCUCCAGCAGCAGAAGCAAGAGCAGCGGAGGUGGUGACCCCGAGCAGUUGCGCGGUCGGCGGCUGCAGGAUGGCCAGGCCUUCAGCAGCCGCGGCCCUGGCAGUCCGGAAGCCCUCGGGAAGGACUCCAUCGUCAGAGAAGUCAUUCACAAUUCCAAAGAAGUGCUGAGUUUGUUGCAAGAGAAAAACCCUGCCUUUAAGCCAGUUCUUGCUGUUAUUCAGGCUGGCGAUGACAGUUUGAUGCAGGAAAUAAACCAGAAUUUGGCCAAGGAGGCUGGUCUGGACAUCACUCACAUCUGCUUGCCCCCAGACAGUGGAGAGGAUGAGAUCAUAGAUGAAGUCCUGAAGAUGAAUGAUGACCCCAGGGUGCAUGGCCUGGCCCUUCAGAUCUCUGAAGAUUCAUUGAGCAACAAAGUUCUCGGGGCUCUGAAACCAGAAAAAGAUGUGGACGGGGUGACUGAUGUCAAUCUGGGGAAACUGGUGCGAGGCGACGCCCCUGAGUGCUUUGUUUCACCUCUGGCGAGAGCUGCAGUAGAGCUUGUUGAGAAAUCAGGGAUGGUCACCUUGGAUGGAAAGAAGAUGUUGGUGAUAGGGGCAGCUGGGCCCCUGGAGGCUGCCCUGCAGUGUCUUUUCCAGAGAAAAGGAUCGAUGACAAUGAGCUCCUCGUGGGCAGCACCUCAGCUCCGAGACAAGCUUCAAGAGGCAGACGUUGUGGUCUUAGGCUCCCCUAAGCCAGAAGAGAUUCCUGCUGCUUGGAUCCCCUCGGGAACCACUGUUCUCAACUGUUUCCACGCCUUCUCCUCAGGGAAGCUGAGCACUGGUUCUCCUGGGGUCCCCGUGAAUGGACUCAUUGCAGAGGAAAGCGUGAGUCUCCUCGCUGCAGCUCUGCGAAUUCAGAACAUGGUCAACAGUGGCAGGCGGUGGCUCCGAGAGCAGCAGCACAGAAGAUGGAGACUGCACUGCUUGAAGCUGCAGCCUCUCUCCCCUGUACCCAGUGAUAUUGAGAUUUCAAGAAGACAGACUCCAAAGGCUGUGGACAUCCUUGCCAAAGAGAUAGGAUUGCUUGCAGAUGAAAUUGAAAUCUAUGGCAAGAGCAAAGCCAAGGUCCGUUUGUCCCUGCUGGAGAGGCUAAAGGACCAAGCAGAUGGGAAAUACGUCCUGGUUGCUGGGAUCACUCCCACCCCGCUCGGAGAAGGGAAGAGCACUGUCACCAUUGGCCUGGUGCAGGCGCUGACUGCACACCUGAAGGUCAACUCCUUCGCCUGCCUGAGGCAGCCUUCCCAGGGACCCACUUUUGGAGUGAAAGGAGGAGCUGCGGGUGGUGGAUAUGCUCAGGUCAUCCCUAUGGAGGAGUUCAACCUUCACCUGACUGGAGACAUCCACGCCAUCACUGCCGCCAAUAACUUGCUGGCCGCAGCCAUCGACACCAGGAUCUUGCACGAGAGCACGCAAACAGACAAGGCUCUCUACAAUCGCCUGGUUCCCUCAGUGAAUGGCGUCAGAGAAUUUUCAGAAAUUCAACUUUCUCGCCUGAGGAAACUGGGGAUAAAUAAGACCGAUCCAAGUACACUGACAGAGGAGGAAGUGAGGAAGUUUGCCCGCCUCAACAUCGACCCCUCCACCAUCACAUGGCAAAGAGUGUUGGACACCAAUGACCGAUUUCUGAGAAAAAUAACUAUCGGCCAGGGAAGCACUGAGAAAGGCUAUUCCCGGCAGGCACAGUUUGACAUCGCGGUGGCCAGCGAGAUCAUGGCGGUGCUGGCCUUGACUGACAGCCUCGCCGACAUGAAGGAGCGGCUAGGAAGAAUGGUGGUGGCCAGUGACAAAGAUGGGCAGCCCGUGACAGCGGAGGACUUGGGCGUGACAGGCGCAUUGACAGUUCUGAUGAAAGACGCCAUCAAACCAAAUCUGAUGCAGACCCUGGAAGGGACACCCGUGUUUGUACAUGCUGGCCCCUUUGCUAACAUUGCCCACGGCAACUCUUCAGUGUUGGCUGAUAAAAUUGCCCUGAAACUGGUUGGCGAAGAAGGGUUUGUAGUGACUGAAGCUGGCUUUGGGGCUGAUAUUGGGAUGGAGAAAUUCUUCAACAUCAAAUGCCGGGCUUCUGGACUGGUACCCAACGUCGUCGUCCUGGUGGCCACUGUGCGAGCACUGAAGAUGCAUGGAGGUGGCCCAAGUGUAACUGCUGGGGUUCCUCUCAAGAAGGAAUAUACAGAGGAGAACAUUCAGCUGGUGGCUGAUGGCUGCUGUAACCUACAGAAACAGAUUCAGAUCGCUCAGCUCUUCGGGGUGCCCGUCGUGGUGGCGCUAAAUGUCUUCAAGACUGACACCCGCGCGGAGAUCGACUUAGUGUGUGAGCUCGCUAAGCGGGCCGGUGCUUUUGAUGCGGUCCCCUGUUAUCACUGGUCGGUUGGAGGAAAAGGGUCUGUGGACUUGGCUCGGGCUGUGAGAGAAGCUGCAAAUAAAAGAAGCCGCUUCCAGUUCCUGUACGAUGUGCAGCUUCCAAUUGUGGAGAAGAUAAGAACCAUUGCCCAGACUGUCUAUGGAGCCAAGGACAUUGAGCUGUCUCCAGAGGCGCAAUCCAAAAUCGAGCGCUAUACGCAACAGGGUUUUGGAAAUUUGCCCAUUUGCAUGGCAAAGACCCACCUUUCCCUGUCUCAUGAGCCUGACAAAAAGGGGGUGCCGAGGGAUUUCGUUCUGCCCAUCAGCGACGUCCGGGCCAGCAUUGGUGCCGGGUUCAUUUACCCUUUGGUGGGAACAAUGAGCACGAUGCCAGGACUGCCCACUCGCCCCUGCUUUUAUGAUAUAGACCUCGACACAGAAACAGAGCAAGUCAAAGGCUUGUUCUAACAGAAAGGGAACUCUCGCAGGACCUGAGCCAGUUGGAGAAGGAAAUGAAUUUUGAAAUCUGCUUGUUAUGCAAUGCUGGAGAAAGUCUGAGGCCAAAGAAAGAGCGCUUCCUCGCGCAAGAUGGAUCCUGUUUCCAGCUGAGCGCUGUUCAACAACAGGAGGACCUGGGCCACAUCUGGAAGAUGCGACGUUACUCUUGCUUCCUAUCUUUUACACCAUUUCUGCUGCCUACACUUUGGAGGGUUUAUUUUAUGGUGACGGAUGAGGGGAUUGCAAGAGUGUGAACCAAAAGUUAAUGUUUUCCUCUAUGGCAUUUCCUGGAACUUCAUUU
This is a messenger RNA of Acomys russatus (golden spiny mouse), 3544 nucleotides long. It is a transcript of the gene Mthfd1l, whose product is annotated as methylenetetrahydrofolate dehydrogenase (NADP+ dependent) 1 like. Bases 277 to 3213 code for a protein of 978 amino acids. Gene Ontology annotation, cellular component: cytosol; mitochondrion. Gene Ontology annotation, molecular function: methylenetetrahydrofolate dehydrogenase (NADP+) activity; ATP binding; formate-tetrahydrofolate ligase activity. The transcript is spliced from 28 exons. NCBI's taxonomy places the organism in Eukaryota, Metazoa, Chordata, Mammalia, Rodentia, Muridae. Gene Ontology annotation, biological process: tetrahydrofolate interconversion. The record is from RefSeq and is a predicted model, not a curated record.